Heterobilharzia americana is the source of this 493-nucleotide messenger RNA. The record is from the annotation of a GenBank genome assembly. Lineage: Eukaryota; Metazoa; Platyhelminthes; Trematoda; Strigeidida; Schistosomatidae.
GUUCAGAAUAUAAUGAAGUACCAUUUUGUGUUAAAUCUUGCCAAUAUACUGUUGACAACAAACUGUAUCUGUAUAUUUAUUUGCACUGAUCAUCAGUAUAUUUCUUAUAGUAUAAUUAUUGUCCAAAGUCUAUUGAAUAAGUCAACUAUUUUAAGUUGAAUGAUACUUUUGACGGUUAUACUUCAAAUUCAAUUUGAAGAAGUAGUUAACCAUAAUGAAUUAGAUUUCAAUUCUUUUGUUCAACAGUCUUCAUCUACAAUUUGUACUUGGAAUCUUGAAGAAAUUGAUCUGUGUCACUUAGUGAAGAAGUCAACAACUCCAUUGCUGAACUAUAACUUCCCGUCUAGUAACUGUUUGGAUGACGACAGUGGCUGGAUGAAUUCAUCAACAGUUGGUAUGGAAUAUAACUAAACGACUAGACUUGACCGCUUCUUAUCAAUUCCUAGAAAUCAUCAAGUUACCUGACAAUCAUAUACUACAUAGUAACAAGAGU